AUGGGCUGUGCGUCCGAUGCGGAAACAGACCGGGCAUCUGACAGCUCGAGCUCUUCGUCGUCAGCGUCUGAAUCUGAGUCGGGGCGUGAUUCAGAGAGCGAAGCCGAAAUGCUGGAGGGCGCAUCCAGACUGCCGGGCUUCUUUGUUGUGAACACUCUGUCUAUGCGGGCGCAUGGCUGUGUGAUUGGCCCUGGGGGCCAGUUGGGCCGGGCUUGUGCCCCUUGCCAUGAAAUGGACGGCGUUCAGCUGCGCUGGCAUGCGCCAGCGUCCAGCCCGGUGACCAUGAGCCUUGUGAGACACGUGUGCAGCCCAUGCGCUGAGGCUUUGUGGUUGCUGCCGCGGCGUUAUGCCGGCAGCGGCUUCUUGCAUUUCCUGUUGGUGAGCAAGUUGCGGCUGGCCGAAGAAGCGGAGUGGAAAGUUUUGCCCAUCACAGCCAAAUUCCGCAAACUCUGGAAGGAGUGCCAAGCUUUGCAAGCUGUAGGAAGUCCUGCAGUGCCAAGCCAGCCAGCUGUAGAGAGUCCUGCAGCGCCAAACCAGCGGGCCCUGGCCCUGCCCGAGGAAAACGGAGAGGCCCAGCCAAGUCUUACCAACACGCAAGAUCCGUUGGCGGUGGGCAUUCCUGGCCUCCAGCCUGCAAACAAGCUGUCUGUGCUGGACCGUGACCGCAUGCGAAAAGAACCCGAGAAGCGGUUGCCAUCGGCUUUGCAGCCCCGCGGCGACCUGCUGGACAUCGUAGCCGCUGCAGCCGGCGUGCAGCAGGAAGUGCCCGCUGGGGUGACCGUUUGGCAGCUGGCAAAUUGGGUGUUGUUCGAGCGCCAGGCAGAAAGGGUUCGGGAGGAAGAGCAGGGCUACAGCCUCUUCUCUGCCAGCGGCAGCUUUGAGAAUCUCAGCCUGGGCCACAACUUGACUUGGAUCGGCUGGCGUUUGCAGGUGAGUGGCUUCACCGCCGUUUUGCCAGAGGAUUGCUCGAGCCACUUCUUGGCCCGCGCCGAGAAAACGGAGCGGGCGGCGCUCAGCCGCUGGAAGCUCCAUAGUGUGGCAAAUUGCGUAGUUCAGGACAAAGCUGCCCCGGCCCUCGUGCACCCGCGGCUGACAAGUGACCGGGUCAACGCAGUGUCUACCCAGGCGGCGCAGUACGCCUGCGCUAGCCGCAAGCAUUGCUUUGCGCAGCUGCCGCGGGCGCUCGAGAUCAGCAACCUGGCAGGGCUGUGGGGUAAAGCCAUCGAAGAUGGGGCGCCAACUCCCAAAACGUCCACCAGAUGUUCGGAGGUCGCCCCGGGCGCGGUCCCGGUCUCCAAACCCGCGGGGCAUGCGCAGCUGGGAUUGACGCGGCCGGCCGGCACCUAUGCCGCCAAGCACGGCUACAGGGCGACACAUCAACUCGCCACGAAUGGCCCACCCGCGGCCAUGGCGCUCGCCCGUUCCUUGGCGCGGUGCUCGGCGAAGUCAUUUUCGUCGCUGGCCGCGCGGUUCCGCCCUGCCUUGCCAGGCUCCGGGCGCAGCAAUGUGGCCCUCAGCGAGGGCCGGUUUUCGCAGCUCCUCGAAGCGGAGAUUACCACCAUGUCCAUGCAAGAGGCACGGAGCCUCUCCCUGAAAGACAUGAUGGAACUGGCCACGGUGCCGGAGACCCUGGCGGACAUUCUGCACGAGGAGCUGCCGGUGCGCUACGCGCGCCGGAUUUCCAUGUUGGAAUCUCUGCCGGAGUGGAGGGGCAAUCCCAGCAUCAGGCAUGUGCGGGACAUGUACAUCAAGUCCUUCAAGGAGCUUCGGAUGGCCGAUCAGCUCCGGGACUCCGAGCUGAGGCAGUGCCUUGCAAAGAUCAAGAACCGCCACUCUCGGACCAACUUGUUGGUGCAGGGCUUCAAGGAGUACCUUCAACAGAAGAAGCUCUCUGAGCCCCAGAUCAAUGAGUGGCUCAAUGAGUUCUUCACGCUGCGCAUCAGCACGAGCUUGUUGAUCUCCCAGUUUGAGGAGCUGGCAGGGCACGCAAUAAGCAGUGAGGCAGACGCCAGCUUCAACCCGUACCAGAGUUUCAUCAACACGCAGUGUGAUCCGCUGAAAAUUGCGCAGCAUGCUGCCGAUGUCAUUCAGAAGCUUUGCGAGCAGUGGUAUGGGAGAGCGCCCAAGAUCAUCGUCACGGAUGCAGGAGCGGUGCCUUUCACUUUCGUGCCUCGGUACAUGUUCUACAUCUUGUCGGAGCUCUUGAAAAACUCGGUGCGCGCCACUGUGGAACACUCUGCACGCGGCGGGAAGGAGAUGGGCCCUGUGACCUUGGUCGUUUGCAACAGCAAAGGCAUCACCAGCAUCCGAGUCUCAGACGAAGGAGGUGGAAUCCCGGUGCAAAGCUUAGCGCACGUUUGGUCAUACCUCUACACCACUGCGCAGCCCAUGGAUAUUCCCAUCACGAGGGAGGGCGUGGAUGCCCCCACGGAACUCCAGCGCCUGGAGAUGUCCAUGCACGUGGCCCACAGUUUGGCCUUGCCGGAGGAGACGGCCCGCGAACAUCGCAUCCUCCUGAGGUCCCCACUGGCGGGCCUGGGCUGCGGGCUCCCACUGAGCCGGCUCUAUGCAGAGUACCUGGGGGGCCGCAUGAAGCUGCAGACGAUGCCCAGGUACGGCACAGACGUCUUUGUGUACCUCAACAGCGUGGGCAACAGUGGCUGGGCCGAACACGGGAAUUGUCUUCUUUCAGCUCGGAGCGUGUCAGGUGCAGAGAUGCUGAAGGCGAUCUGACUGGCUUGGGCA
This is a messenger RNA of Effrenium voratum, 2745 nucleotides long. Lineage: Eukaryota; Dinophyceae; Suessiales; Symbiodiniaceae. The record is from the annotation of a GenBank genome assembly.